AAUAUUCAUGGCUCAUCCAGUUGGAAGGUGAUUCACCUGAAGCUUUGUUCCCAAAUUAGUAACGUGGCAACAUCUCAAAUGGUGCUUUCCACCAGUUGAAUUGAAAAAAGUCUCUCUCUUACUCAGAUACAAACUUAGGCUUUCACCUGUCAGAGGAAAAUGAAACCAUCACUAACUGCUCUUUAUUUUGCUGGCAGGUUCAUGCCUACGACAAAGUAAUUUUUUCCCCAGGUGAAUUACUCCCUCACGUUGGCGUGGCGAUGACUAAUAAAGUAUUUAUGAAAACUCCAUAAGUGUGUGGUCCCCAUUCCCACAGUGUGUCACUGCUGCCGCCAAGUGACAGGUCUGAAAAAUCAGCAAAUCUUAAACAAUUAGAGCAUCGAUUCCUUUUUCCAAAACCCAGGCCCCUGCUACCUUCCAGACAAAGAUAUUGUCUUCUUCUGUGAUGGGAAUUAAGAGAGGACACUGACCUCAAGCACACUUGACCCACGUGGGCGUUCCCCCUGGAAUUCAUGGCUUCGGAGGAAAGAAAGGCAUGGGUGAUUAAGAAAAUAAUUUCUUUGCUUGAACGAAUACAUCAAAUUUUCGGGUUGAGGCUGUUUUUUAGUUUAGUUUGGCUAGUUUCCCACAGUCUGUCACAAAAUCGCACUAUGCUACAGGAAGGGAACUGUCUUAAAAAAAAUCCAUCCGUCGCACCGAAAACUUGUAACUCUCAGAGCACGCAGGUGCUUGGGGACGUCUGCAAAGGCAGUUCUCUUGAGCCACCUCAUUCUUGAACUGGGCUAAGAGCUUUUCAAUUGCUGUGACAUUUUCAGCCAGGGAAGUAGUAGUUGUUGCAGAGCCAUGUUUUACAGGCAAUUACUUUAUAUGAUCAAUGGAGCAAUUCCCCUUCCAGAAAGGAACCAAAGCGAUCAAGUUAAAUCAUUAAAGAGAGAAAGAGAGCGCGGGAGAAAGGAUUCAUCUCGUUAGCAGGUGCCGGUGCUGCAGUCUCCGCGGCGGCGCACAAUGUCACUGGCCCUUUAAGACAAUGGCUGCGCUCCCUCCACCGCCGCCGCCCCCUCCCCGCCGCUGUUGACAGGUCUAAACCUCCCUCGCAGCCCAUUGUGGCCGCAGUAGGAGGCACCUGCAGAAAAUGUGCCAAAACCAGGCAGGGAGCAAGAGCUUUUCAAUAAGCUCCGCAGCUGGAGAGGAGAGGCAACACUAAACAACCGGGCGCGGAGCAGGCACGUGAUGGGAAAAGGGGUCACCGCCAGACACCUCCUAUCGGCUUUCUGAGCGCCGCUUACAGCCCUUUUGAGAAUAAGCAGGAGUGGAGCGGGUGGCAGAGAUGUGCUGGUUGGGGCUGUGGCUUUGUUCAGCGUGCCUUGGGAAUCAAGAGAACAGAUUGGAAAUUUCAGAUCUCCAAGAUAAAUGAUAGAUGAAAACAUCUGAGACUCAGGGCAAAGCACCUUGCCCAGGGCCCCACAAGGAAUAGGUGAUGGAGAGUGUCGGCGUGUACGGAUUCUGUGGCUGUACAGCAAAGAGCAAAAUGAAGUGUGAUGAUUCAAGGUGGGAAAUAACCGCUUCAGAAGCGGCCCCCGCAUCUGCAUAUUCAUCUCCAGCCCGGAGUCUGGGGGACACAGGAAUAACACCCCUGUCCCCUUCCCACAUUGUGAACGAUGCAGACCCGAACGUGUCUGAGCAGCAGACGUUUCUCGUGGUGGUGGCUGUCGACUUUGGGACCACGUCCAGCGGCUAUGCCUACAGCUUCACCAAGGAGCCCGAAUGCAUCCACGUGAUGAGGCGAUGGGAAGGAGGCGACCCUGGGGUGUCCAACCAGAAGACACCCACCACCAUUUUGUUGACUCCGGAGAGGAAGUUCCACAGUUUCGGGUACGCAGCCAGGGACUUUUACCACGACCUGGAUCCCAACGAGGCCAAGCAGUGGCUGUACCUGGAGAAGUUCAAGAUGAAGCUACAUACCACUGGGGACCUCACCAUGGAUACAGACCUGACAGCAGCAAAUGGCAAGAAAGUCAAAGCCCUUGAAAUCUUUGCUUAUGCCCUGCAGUACUUUAAGGAGCAGGCGCUGAAGGAGCUGAGUGACCAGGCGGGUUCGGAGUUCGAGAACUCGGAUGUCAGAUGGGUCAUCACAGUACCUGCCAUCUGGAAACAGCCUGCCAAGCAGUUCAUGCGACAAGCGGCCUACCAGGCAGGUCUGGCCUCCCCCGAGAACGCGGAGCAGCUCAUCAUCGCCCUGGAGCCUGAGGCGGCCUCCAUCUACUGCCGGAAGCUGCGGCUGCACCAGAUGAUAGAGCUGAGCAAGGCCGCGGUCAAUGGGUACAGCUCCAGUGACACAGUAGGAGCUGGGUUUGCACAGGCUAAAGAACAUAUACGACGUAAUCGGCAGAGUCGGACCUUUUUGGUGGAGAAUGUCAUAGGAGAAAUCUGGUCCGAGCUAGAGGAAGGUGACAAGUACGUGGUGGUGGACAGUGGCGGUGGCACCGUCGACCUGACAGUCCAUCAGAUCCGGUUACCGGAGGGACACCUUAAAGAACUGUACAAAGCCACAGGUGGACCCUAUGGAUCUUUAGGAGUCGAUUAUGAGUUUGAAAAGCUUCUGUGUAAAAUAUUCGGAGAGGAUUUUAUCGAGCAAUUCAAAAUCAAGCGUCCUGCGGCCUGGGUUGACUUAAUGAUUGCAUUUGAGUCUCGCAAAAGGGCGGCUGCCCCCGAUCGAACGAACCCACUGAAUAUCACCUUGCCUUUCUCCUUCAUUGACUACUACAAGAAGUUCCGUGGCCACAGCGUGGAGCACGCCUUGAGGAAGAGCAAUGUGGAUUUCGUGAAGUGGUCCUCACAGGGGAUGCUGAGGAUGAGUCCGGAUGCCAUGAAUGCCCUUUUCAAGCCAACCAUCGACAGCAUCAUUGAGCAUCUCCGAGACCUGUUUCAGAAGCCCGAGGUGGCCACGGUCAAGUUCCUCUUCCUGGUGGGUGGCUUCGCGGAGGCGCCCCUCCUGCAGCAGGCGGUGCAGGCUGCCUUCGGCGACCAGUGCCGCAUCAUCAUCCCGCAGGACGUGGGCCUCACCAUCCUCAAGGGCGCCGUGCUCUUCGGGCUGGACCCCGCGGUCAUCAAGGUGCGCCGCUCACCGCUCACCUACGGGGUGGGCGUGCUGAACCGCUACGUGGAGGGCAAGCACCCACCCGAGAAGCUGCUGGUCAAGGACGGUACCCGCUGGUGCACCGACGUCUUCGACAAGUUCAUCUCUGCCGACCAGUCCGUGGCCCUGGGCGAGCUGGUCAAGCGGAGCUACACCCCGGCCAAGCCCUCCCAGCUGGUCAUUGUCAUCAACAUCUACAGCUCUGAGCUCGACGACGUGAGCUUCAUCACCGACCCCGGGGUCAAGAAGUGCGGCACGCUGCGCCUGGAUCUCACGGGGACCAGCAGCGCCGCGGUCCCCGCGCGGAGGGAGAUCCAGACCCUCAUGCAGUUCGGCGACACCGAGAUCAAGGCCACGGCCGUGGAUAUAGCCACCUCCAAGAGUGUCAAGGUUGGGAUCGACUUCUUAAAUUACUAAGCGGCCCUCCCCAGCGCCUGCCUGUCCCCGUGGACGCAGCUCCCCUGCAUCUGCAGACCUCAGCCCUGGACGGUUCUCUCCCUGCCCUUGACCCCUGCCAUCCCCCAGCCGAAUUUCAGCAGGGAAGGUGAGAACAGCCAGGGCUAGAAAUAAUUAGAGAUUUUUGAGGGCACACUGGAGUCAGAGAAAAACUGUUGGCGAUUAAGACUGAGGUUGGGAAAUAAGAAAUUUGAGGAUCCUAGAAGAGCAGCUAGUGUGUAUAGGUACAAAGUGGGGAAAUACCCAUCCGCCAAGGCAAUCCGUACAUUUCUGCAGCGGUGAUGGAGCUUGGUUUGAGCAGAUCUCCCUUCGCUAGAACAGAAGAUGCCCUAUCGCGAUCUUUCCAGAUUUGAAAUAAGAUCUUUGAGCCAGGAGGAGAUUCUUCCCCCUUUUUUUUUUUUUUGGAUGGCAGUCGAUAUAAAAUGCCACCCAUCUGCAGUUAAUCUCUUUCCAUCAUCCUGUGAUUAAAAGCGGUGAUUCAGUGGGAACUUGGAGCAGUUUUAGCUGGAGGGGGAAGACUGCCUACGCUGGGCACUAUUUUAGGGUCUCAUCAUUUCAAUUCCAAAUAGGUUCAGAUAGCCUCAGCUAAUCCGCUAGGAUAUGUGAGUGGGAGAGCUGACACUGCAACUUUUCAGCAGGUAAAAACCUUGCUUCAAGGGAAACUGAUACUGAGCAACUGACAUAAUCCCAAAUGACCUGCUGUGAUAUAACUCCCCAAAUGCCAAAUCCUGAUUUCUGAAUUCAUAGGUAAUUCGAGGUAACCUUACUUAGUAGGAUUCUGUGUGAGAAAAUGACGUUAAGAUUUGCCUUGUUCAUACCACUAAUCCCAAGAGUCCGGAACAGCCCCUCUCUGACUAACAUUUUAAAUGAACAUAAUUUAAAUUAACUCCCUCCUCCUGACUCACCCUCAUCUCCCUGAGUUUAUUUCCACAUUUUGAAAAGCUGGAGUUCCCUGGUGGCUCAGCAGGUUAAAGAUCCAGCGUUGUCACGGCUGUGGCUUGGAUUCAUCCCUGGUCUGGGAACUUCUGGCACAGCCAAGAAAAAAAAGAAAGAAAGAAAAAAAAAGAAAAUGCAUUGGUAGCACAUGGGCAGAGAAUCUGUUCUAUAAAAUGUUUCAUUAAAAUCUUAAACCCAAACUGAAGAUUCCAUCUAAAGGAAUUCAGAGAUCUGUACCUGAUGAAUGAAGCCAGGUUUUUUCAAAGCAGAUCUGUGCAUCUCCUGCGUGAGAACUGCCUGGGUGCUUCUUAGAAACAGCUUCCUGGAUUCUAUCCCUUUUAGGAGCUGAAGUCAAGUCUUGGAGAGGGGAACCAGAAGCUGCAGUUUUUAGUAAACAACACAGGGGACUGUGGUUCAAUUCGAAUUUGAAAACUCCUAACUUUAGGUUUUUUGAAAGCUGUCCCCUCGUGAGUGGGACUGGGGCUCCACCUGGUUUGGGGAUGGUACUUGUAACCCUUACAGGAAGGGCCGGGUGGGGCGGGGGGAGAGUGGAAGAAAGACAGCCUAAGAAGGGGGCCGAGGAACCAACUGGUAUGUGUGCCCGCGCUCUCUCCUUCUCCACUUAACAAAGUCUUUGACAUUCAGGAAGCAGCUGAGGAAAAAGAAUCAAGAAUCUGACUCAUAGCCUGCUGAUCUGUUCAAAACUGUCUUUUCCACCUGCUGGAGUUCAUUGGAUUUUAAAUCACCGGAGGCAUGCAUAAUGAAUGAGGGGAGGAUGGAUAAGCCACUAGCUUUAAAUGCAAGUUGGAUUCACAAACCCAUCAUCACAGCCCAUUAUCAUAUGCAGAUUCUAAAAUAGCACUUCCAAUUUCAUUUUAACAUGUCUUCUUUUUCACAUCGCUUGCCGCAGAAUUCCCUACUAGAAUGUGAAUCACGAACAAACCACAGAACUGGAGAAUGCUCGUCACAUACUCAGUAGCGGGAUUUCACAUCCAGGCACAAAGGUGUGCUCGCUAAGGUUCUCUUGCUGCCUGCUCUGCUUCCAAAGCUAAAUGGGUCUUUCUUUGGUGUUGCCGGCCAUACUCUACCAAUAAGACUUCAAUGUAGUUACAAGUUAUAUAAUUUUAUGUACAUAACAAUGUUAGAAAAUUGUACAGAAUCUUGAUUUUUACAAUGUGCUCUUGUUAAAAAAAAAGGGGGGGGGGAAAUGCUUUUUGAAUUUCGUUGAUGACAUUGCUGCCUUUAAUUUCCCAUGGUUUCAUUUCUUCACUGUGCUUUCUAAUCAUCAGUUUGUUCCAAUGCUAAGCUAUGGACUGUGUAUGCAGCCUGAGCAAUAGCCAGAGGUGCUUAGGGUCAGAAUCCUCUGAAGAACUAGACCAGCUGGAUCCACAGCUUCCCUAGACCAUUUUACAGGCAUAUCUCUCCCAAAGGUUUGCAGUUUAUAUUUAAAGGAGCAUAAUAAUGUAUCAAUUCUCCUGUCCUGUCCUUGAGAGCUGAACUUUCUGGGUCUGUAAGCCAUGUGACUGUGCAGAAAAACCUUCAACGACUCUGAGUCCCUGCAGGGCUGCCAGCUUCUCCUUGUGGGGAAAAGCAGUCACUCUGAGGGGAAAGUGUGAUGUUUUCAGGCCACCAGAAUCAAAGAAAAGGAAUGAAGUGGUGCAGGAAUUCAGCUUUUCUACUGGAUGAAGUGUCAGUAUGAGUAAUAGCGUCAGGUCCUUUUCUUGGCCAGUGUAAGGCCUUUCCCAUCUUGCCUGAAGGCUGUCUCCUUGUCUGCUGUUUCUCUUAAAUGAACUGGUUGAAAUUUGGAAUAUGGGCAAAUAGGUGAUGGAGAGGGGGUGAUGAUUUUCCUGGAUUUUCUUCUGGCCCCAGAGAUGCAGCCCUGAUAGUCAAACUUAAGAGGGAAUUCUCACAUUCACCCCUCUGACAGACAUUUACUAGAGGAAGAGCACUGGGUAAGUAUAUUUGGACACAUUUACUAAUCUUAGAAAUUUUCUAAAAGGCCUGUUGUCUUGACCCAUUACUCCGUUGUCCCUGGCGUAUUAGCUGAGGUUCAAGGUUCCCGGAAGCAGAACUGUCAAGGGAUUUCCUUUGUAACUGCCCUCUCUGUACACAGCAGGCAUUCAUAAAUGUUAAGAGACAGACAUGUCACAGACAGACAAGAUAGAAAAGAGGAGACAUACAAAUGUUUGUGCAGACUGAUGGCUAAGAUGAGUCCAGAUUACAGGGCCUCCCCUACCCCUCGAAUGGUAUUUAGGUCAAGUUUAGCUUUUAGAGUCCAGGUCUGGUUAAUUGCCAGGGUGGCAAAGAAUUGCAUGCACCGAUAUAAACAGGAGUCAAAAUGCAUUAUUAGCUGAAGAUCAAAUCACCCAUUGUGGAGAUGAAAUAGCUGUGAUGAAGCUGCGUAUUUUAUGCCGGGAAAUGACUUCAGUGGAUGGCUAGGAAAAAGUUGUUUGCCGUAAUAUCACAUCUCUCAUCUUCUUGGAAUAUGGAACUAUAUUCUAAAAUAUCUGCCACUGGGGUCUUGUUCACUACAAGAUAAGUUCAGACUUCAUAGAAUUUUGCAGCAAUUCACAACUUGAUUGUAUCGGUAAGCUGUCUUCACAGAUGUCAAAUAAAGCAAAACUCUGGAUCUCA
Molecule: messenger RNA, 7162 nt
Organism: Phacochoerus africanus (Common warthog)
Lineage: Eukaryota; Metazoa; Chordata; Mammalia; Artiodactyla; Suidae
Gene: HSPA12A
Product: heat shock protein family A (Hsp70) member 12A
Exons: 15
Coding region: 1478-3553 (691 amino acids)
Source: RefSeq, a predicted model, not a curated record